Messenger RNA from Didymodactylos carnosus, 711 nucleotides. NCBI's taxonomy places the organism in Eukaryota, Metazoa, Rotifera, Eurotatoria, Philodinida, Philodinidae. The record is from the annotation of a GenBank genome assembly.
AUGAUGAAACGACGAGUCGCGUUUACGCCCGAGCCGUUUCCACCGUUUAUUUUAUCAUUCACUGGAAAUACUCCCGGUCCGAAUGAAAUACGAACAAAAGUAAUUGAUCUGGAAAAUAUUCAUAAAUGUUCAACUACGUGUCGUUUUAACUCAAAGAAAGACUUACUUUUAUUCCCACAAGAUGAUGCAGCACAACAGUAUCUUUUGAUUAACCUUCCCUUAAAUUUAUUUGGUGAUAGUUUCACUUACACAUCACGUACUGCGAAAUUUAUCCAAAAAACGUUUAGCUGUGUAUUGAAAAAUGUUGAUUCAUCUAUAAAUGAAAUCGUUCUUACAACAGAUAUCCGAGAUAUUGUACCCGAGGUUGCCGCUGUAUCACGAAUUAAAAAUGCUGCACAAAACACUCCAACAUCCCUUCUCCGAAUCGAUUUUUCAAAUGAAACUGUUCGUGACGAUCUCUUACAGAAACGAAAGUUAAUUGUUACACCGUUCGCUUACCCUGUAAUUGAAUAUAUUCCACCAGUAAAAAUAAUCCGGUGUUUCAAAUGUCAACAGCUCGGACAUCACGCAAACGAAUGUAAUAAUCAAAUAAAAUGUGGAAAAUGUAGUGGUAACCACGGACUAGAUAAUUGUACAAAUACAACUCUGAACUAUCCAAAUUGUGGAGAUGCUCACAAAGCCUCCUAUCCCGGAUGCAAAGUGCGUUUAUAA